This is a messenger RNA of Onychostoma macrolepis, 4062 nucleotides long. RefSeq names its product indoleamine 2,3-dioxygenase 2-like. The transcript has 10 exons. The record is from RefSeq and is a predicted model, not a curated record. Gene Ontology annotation, molecular function: indoleamine 2,3-dioxygenase activity; heme binding; L-tryptophan 2,3-dioxygenase activity. The coding region runs from base 52 to 1371 and encodes 439 amino acids. Gene Ontology annotation, cellular component: cytoplasm. Gene Ontology annotation, biological process: 'de novo' NAD+ biosynthetic process from L-tryptophan. Lineage: Eukaryota; Metazoa; Chordata; Actinopteri; Cypriniformes; Cyprinidae.
UACACCCAGCGCUUGCUAAACGGAGAGUCAGUCACAAGUGUUGUACUAAAAAUGAUGGGCACUAAAGUGAAAAAUACAGAGACACCAUUGUCUUUCAGACAGUUUCACAUCAAUGAGGGUUGCGGGUUUAUUCUUCCUGAGCCUCUGACAGACCUGCCGGUGUUCUACAACCCCUGGAUGGACAUUGCCAGAAAUGUGGCAGAACUCAUCUCUUGCCAUUCUUUGCGCCUCAGAAUUCAGGAUAUGCCUCUGUUGGAGACUCAUUUGUUGCGGACACAUCGUGAGCUGCGUUUGGCCCAUCUGGCUUUGAGCAUGAUGACUGUGGGUUACGUAUGGCAGGAGGGCGAGAGAGAAACAAUAAAGGUGCUUCCACGGAGUCUGUCGGUGCCAUUCUGUGAGGUGUCUCAGAGACUGGGUCUGCCUCCAAUUCUCAUCUACGCUGAUGCAGUUCUUGCCAACUGGAAGAAAAGAGAUCCAAAUGGACCUUUUUCCAUGGAGAACUUGGAGUUGUUGCUGACAUUUCCUGGCGGGGAAAGUGUAAGAGGAUUUUUUCUGGUGACACUGCUGGUGGAGUUGGCAGCUGUUCCCGGCCUGAAGUCUAUCCUUGAUGUAAUCAAUGGCGUCAAUCAUAAUGAUGUUGCUAUGGUCACUAAAGCUCUGGAUGUUGUCAGUCAGGCCAUAGUCAGCAUGAAACAGGCCUUUAAACUAAUGCAUGAAUAUGUAGAUCCCUCCAUAUUCUAUGGCAUUAUGAGGAUCUAUCUGUCUGGAUGGAAAGAUAACCCAUUAAUGCCAGAAGGUCUUGUGUACGAGGGAGUUCAGGAGAAACCAAUGGAGUUUUCAGGAAGCAGUGCCGCUCAGAGUAGUAUCUUACACUGCUUUGAUGAGCUGCUGGGAGUUCAACAUGGAGGCAGCAGCGGGGCCUUCCUGAGAAGAAUGAGGGACUACAUGCUGCCUUCUCAUAAGCAAUUCAUUGAAAACAUCUCUAGUCGCCUGUCUCUGCACAGCUUUGUGCUCCAGAAAGCGGAUGAACGUCUAACAAACACAUUUGAGCAGUGUGUGGCUUGCUUGGUGGACUUUCGGAAUUACCACAUCAACGCUGUCACCCGUUACAUCAUUAUCCCAGCCUUCCAUGCCAAACAGCUCCGUGCCAACAAGGAAGGUUUGGCCGAGGAGCUGGACGCGAUCAGAAGAGCACCCACAGCGCUGGAGGAAAGAGGUACUGGAGGGUCAGGGAUUAUGACCUUUCUGAAGACAGUGCGUGACGAAACCAAACAAACUUCCAUCUCACAGUGUACUACUGAAAACCAAGUUUUGCCAGAACCAUCGAUGACAGAAAUACAGAAGCCUGCAUCUGAGCUCACAAUAGAAUAGUAAUAGCACCAAAGUAACUUGGAAUGGUGGUUUGACAACCAAGGCUCAUUGGAAAAAAUAUGCCUAUUGCAACAUUUCUGCAAAAUGAUAUUACAUUGCUAUUUGUUAAAGUUGUUAUUUGUUAAAAACACAUUUAAUUGAAUCCACAACAGAUUUCGGGGCGUGGAAUUGUCGCCACAAUAACAGACCGGUGUGUAAAACUCUGACAUAUUUUAAAGACUCUAUGCCAUGAACUUUGAAUAUUUCACAUACUUUUGAAAAUCCAGUGUUUAGUUGAUCCUGAUAAGCGCUCGUCGUCACAGUUGUAAACACAACGCCUUUCGUCUUUCGUGAGGGGGUUUGGCGCCACAGCAUCUUUGUUUCCAGACAGAACGUUAAAGAACAUGACACACGUCUCCCGGAAAUCCUGUAUAAUUCAACCAAUCCGAUGACAACUUCGAAACUCCUGAAGUGUUUCCACUUUUGUGUGCCAUAUGCAUCAGACGUUCAGCCUACGGUCCGUGGGCAUGACAUCUGAGGCUGAGACUACUUUGAGAGUCAAAAGCAUCUACAGGAAAGACAAAAUUAAUAAUCACAGCUCCUGACGAUAUAUUGAGGUGUGAUGAUAUAUUGAUGAAAAACGAUUGAACUAUGCAAGAAACUGAACAUUAUUUACAAUCAGACUCGGACCGAAGAACUGAUGAGCUGAUGAUACGAGCAUGCAUAAACCCUAGCACUUGAAUGAAGGGAGAAAAUUAACAUUUUUAUGAUUUUUCAUGUAAAAUGGUUUGCAUGGUUUAUUCACUUUGCAUGCUUUAGACAUUAGACAUCCACGUUUCACAUCAUUAUUAUGUGUUCUCUUUCAUCAUCUCGAACCGGGGUUACAACAGUAACCUAUUGUUUUGUACGUAAACUAACUGGUGAAUUGGUUAUUUGAACCAGUUCAUAGAAGUGAACCGUCUGAAAGACCCAGUUUCACAGAAAAGAAACAGAUUUCCCUGUUUGCCUGAGGCAAUAUAUUACAGGUAAUAGUGUUAUAAAUAAUAUUCAGUUUUUGCACAGACCAAUUGUUGACCAAACGCAUAUUUUACAAACUUACUGGACAUCCAAAACAAUGCUGCUGUAUGUUUGCAAAUUGAGAUUAUUUAUUUAUUUUUAUUUUUAUUUUUUUUGUGAGUUACCAGCUGAUAACUAACAAACAGUGUUGGGGGUAACACAUUACAAGUAAUGCGAGUUACAUAAUCAGAUUACUUUUUUCAAGUAAUAAGUAAAGUAAUGCAUUACUUUUUAAUCUCUGAGAAACUGUCUGUGUUAAAUAAGUAACACCAGUUUCUUUGCUUUACCAUUUAUUGACUGACAGCCCACCUGUCUGCAUGUGUGAGUGCAGAAGCGCUGUGUAACAUAAUGCUUACUGUAGUUCUAGACUAAAUGUCAACAUGCAUUUACUCAUAUCACUCCUCAAAAACAAAACUUUUUUAUAUUUAAAACAAGCAAGCAAGCCCAGAUGAGAAAAUAAUGCAAAAGUAAAAUAAUGCAAUACUUUCCAUAAAAAGGUAACUAAGUAACACAAUUAGUUACUUUUUUUAGGGAGUAACGCAGUAUUGUAAUACACUACUUUUAAAAGUAACUUUCCCCAACAUUGCUCACAAAGAGCUUUUAAAUUAUGUAAAGAAGUGAAAACGGUGGCAGGAAUUCCUCUGUUACACAGGCGUUUCUGACACCUGUACCAAACUCGAAUGAACAACAUCGUUCUUAUGACGAGAAGAACUAAGUAUGCUUUAGAAUUCUGUUCUUUUUUAGGGUCACCUUUUGGCACAGCACAUCUCGUUUUUGGUUUGCUUACUGGUAUUUGGUCUGUAUUGCAUUCAUAUAUUCAUCAAACCGCUUUUGGAAGAGGAUGUUUGGUUUGCUUGGUGCACACCAAAGUUCAGAUGGCACACUAAUUUAAAUGAAACGCAUUAACAGAGCAAUCGCACAAGAGACACACACCCAGUAUUUUUUUUAAAUUGAUUUCUUUUUUUUUUCUUUACAAGAAACAAAGGAAAUUAAGUCUUCAUUAAUCAAUAACAUGCCCUAUAAUCAUGAUUUGUGUAAAACGGAAUAAAUUGGUAUAGGCAUAUAUUUGCAGAAAUGUAGGUAGAGGCAAGUUUUUUUUUUUUCAAAUGAGCCUACAUUGCAACUUGACCUGUUACGUAAUAUUACCAAACAUUAGUGUUUAGUGUUAGGAAAAAUGACAAUGUAUUAGUCUCAAUGAAGAGCUAAAUGUAUGUCUUCAAAGAUAUUCAUUUAUCCAUCACUGUAACACUACCUGAAUUCCCAUUAUAAUGGUUGUAAUAUGUCCUAAAAUGAGUUUAGUAUGUACUGCAUCUUGUUUACUCAUUGUUACUUACAUAAUAAAUGUAUUAGAGCUGUCUCUGCUCUUGACUCUCUAACCUUUAUCUUGGAAAGCUGGGAAAUGGACAUUCCUUUGUUAUUUCAUGCCUUGAAUUAUUUAUAUUUGAAACUAUAAUCCAAUCUAAGCAUUGUAAAGCCUUCUACUUGAGCCACGCACAUAGCUUCCCUUCAAUGAAAAAGAGUGUUAUGGACAUUUUGUGGCAAAGAAUGCCAUGAUUUCAAGCCAAACCAUAAUUUGAACCAUCAACUUUAGUUUCCAUUAUAUGCAACCACUAAUUUUUCCAUUUCAUUUAAAUUAGAAUGCAAAAUAUGUCCCCU